Molecule: messenger RNA, 2270 nt
Organism: Hemibagrus wyckioides
Lineage: Eukaryota; Metazoa; Chordata; Actinopteri; Siluriformes; Bagridae
Product: arylsulfatase A-like
Exons: 8
Coding region: 243-1754 (503 amino acids)
Molecular function (GO): arylsulfatase activity
Source: RefSeq, a predicted model, not a curated record
CGGAAAUGGCAGUAACUUCAAAUCCCAUGAACCCUUGCGGUAAGUCUAUAGGCUGAUCACAUGACAGUUGUCACAACACGGCAUUGUGGGUUCCUGUAUUUCUGGUGGAUCAUUUAAUGAACAGUGAACUUUUACAGAAGACAUUCCUCCCGGAAUAAAGGAGCAGACUCUCCAGGGCGUUAGUGCAGAUUCGUGGUGUUUGUGUGAACAGUGGAGUUAUAGUGAGGAGUCAUGAUCAGGAGAUGAUGGAGUUUGUGAUUGUCGGAUUUUCUCUGCUUGCUCUGUGCCAGGCUGCAGCUCUGCCCAACUUCGUGCUGCUGUUUACGGAUGAUUUGGGUUAUGGAGAUCUGGGUUUCUCGGGUCAUCCCUCAUCACUCACACCGAACCUGGACUGGCUAGCGGCUCACGGGCUCCGGUUCACCGACUUCUACUCCACCAGCCCCGUGUGCAGCCCGUCCAGAGCAUCUUUGUUGACGGGCCGUUAUCAGACACGCUCUGGCAUCUACCCUGGUGUGCUGUACCCGGGCUCAAUAGGUGGGCUUCCUCUCAACGAGACUACCAUCGCAGAAGUACUGAAACCACUAGGCUAUGCCACAGCCAUGAUGGGGAAAUGGCACCUGGGCUACGGGGCUAAUGGUACUUACCUGCCUACACGACAAGGCUUUGACCAUUAUCUUGGCAUCCCAUACUCUCAUGACAUGGGUCCUUGUCGCAAUCUGACCUGCUUCCCUCCUGAUGUGAAGUGCUUUGGCAUCUGUGAUGUCGGUACAGUAACCGUGCCUCUGAUGAAGGAGGAAACCAUCACGCAGCAGCCUGUAGAUUUUAUUGAUCUGGAAGAUGCCUAUAGUCAUUUUGCCACAGAGUUCAUCCGCAACGCAACUCAGAAACAUCAACCUUUCUUCCUCUAUUAUCCCUCUCAUCACACUCACUACCCACAGUAUGCAGGGUGGAAAUCUGUGGGCCGGUCACUCAGGGGGCCAUUUGGAGACGCACUACUGGAGUUUGACUCCACUGUAGGAAACAUCCUGAAAACUCUGAAGGAAACAAGAGUCCUUGAUAACACACUUGUCUUCUUUACAUCUGACAAUGGGCCAGAGCUUAUGCGAAUGUCUCGUGGAGGAAAUGCAGGGAUGUUGAAGUGCGGUAAAGGCACUACGUAUGAAGGAGGAAUGAGAGAGCCUGCUAUUGCAUACUGGUCUGGAGUCAUUAAACCAGGUGUCACUCAUAGUCUCUCCAGUACUCUAGACAUCCUGCCUACCUUUGCCAGAUUGGCUGGAGCUCCAUUACCCAAGGUUCAGCUGGAUGGUGUGGACAUGGUUGAUAUAUUGUUCAAUCAUGGAACAGGUCAAAGGAAGGCCAUGUUUUACUACCCAGUUGACCCCAGUGAGAAGUAUGGUGUGUUUGCAGUGAGAAUGGGAAAAUAUAAAGCUCAUUAUUAUACCAGAGGAUCAGCACAGAGUGACACAACUCCAGAUAAGGAUUGCGGGUUAUUCACCCCCCUGACGUAUCACGACCCUCCUCUGCUAUUUGACCUGGAGUCUGACCCGUCUGAAAACUACCGCUUAAAUGUGAAGGCUCGUCCCGAGCUGGUCAGCGUGCUGCAGAAUAUCAAGGACCUCAAGGACGGGUUUGAAGCCUCGAUGCAGUUUGGAGAAAGUGAGAUUAGAAAAGGAACUGAUCCUAAACUGGCACCAUGCUGUAACCCAGAGUGCUCUCCCAAACCACAAUGCUGCCGGUGUGGGACUACUCUCUGACCAGUUCAUUGCUAAAUAUUACAGCUUUAUUUCUUUAAAAGGGAAGACCAGAGAUGAUAUAAUGUAUUAAAAUCAGUCACUACCACUCAAAAAUCUGCAGUAUUUAAUCAGUACAGAGAAUGAAUACCUGUGUUAAAUGUGUUUUAUAAUAAACAUCUCUUUGUUUUUACAUUUAUUAUCUAACACUGGACAGGGGUGGAAUCUGUUCUGAUCUGAUUUCUAUUGAUUCAUGGAUAUUGGUUUUCUGUUUUGAUUCAGAAGUAUUAUAAAAAUCAUGAAGAAUUAUGUCUUCUAUUAUGCUAUAGCUCUAACAAUAAAUAAUACACAUGGGUAAAUAGGCUUAUUAGUAAAAGGGCAAUGAGGAAGUUUAGUCUUUAUUUUAAAUCCAUCUCAGAUUGCUUUUAUAUGUUUUGUUUAAGUUAUUUUAAAAUUAAUUUAUUGCUGUUUUUAUUAUUUUGGAUACAUGUAAUAGAAUUUAUCAGUAUGUGGCAAAUGUUUUUUACAUUGAAGUGAAUU